CUCUUCAUACAUCGACAUGGCUUCCUUCUUCCACAUCGUCUUCGUCGGCGCCAUCCUCGCCGCUAUCGGGGCCGCCAGCUGGUUCCUCUUCCCCAAGGGACAGAACCAAACACUCCUCCGAACCAGCACCCUCCUCACGCUUACUGCUUGCUACCUCAUGUGGGCGAUCACUUACUUGGCACAACUACACCCCCUCAUAAGUAGGUCUCCAACGAUGCCUUUGGCCUUUCACCUUUACAUUGCCGCACACGUACUGAUCUAUUUCAGACCCUCGGCGCUCUGAUCUGAGACAGGAAUAUUAGGAGAACAAGAGACCCGGCAAAUGCAUUGUUGUACAGGA
Molecule: messenger RNA, 340 nt
Organism: Cryptococcus amylolentus CBS 6039
Lineage: Eukaryota; Fungi; Basidiomycota; Tremellomycetes; Tremellales; Cryptococcaceae
Product: V-type proton ATPase subunit E
Exons: 3
Coding region: 17-283 (88 amino acids)
Biological process (GO): vacuolar acidification; proton transmembrane transport
Cellular component (GO): vacuolar proton-transporting V-type ATPase, V0 domain
Molecular function (GO): proton-transporting ATPase activity, rotational mechanism
Source: RefSeq, a predicted model, not a curated record